UUGUAAUGUUAGCAAGUGGAGCUGGGGAGGACUGCUUUGGGGAGGCAGAACUGCCACUAAAGCAUUUGGAUAAGGCUGGUGCGUCAUCAUGCGGCGGGGGGAGCACAUAUCACAGGCUUUCCAGGCCCCGGUGGAUGUCCACGCCAGUGCAGAUGGCCAGGUUUACAUGUUCAACAGGAGGCCCAAUGAGUCCACCGCAUCCUCAGAUGAUGAGGAGCUCAAUCUCAUGGAGAUGAGGCCGUGGGUUUUCCAAGACCAGGAGCAGGACAGCCUGAGGAGCGUCCAGCUGCUGGAGUGCGAGGUACUAGAUGGUGACAACCUCAGCAAGCUUGCACUGCAAUAUGGCUGCAAGGUGGCAGAUAUAAAGCGGGUGAACAACCUUAUGCAAGAACAAGAUUUAUUUGCCUUGAAAUCUAUCAAAAUACCCGUUCAGAAACACAGCUUUCUAACAGAGACGUGCACAGAACCGAGCGACCCUCGAGAAGAAACGCCACAUUCAUCCACCGCACUGGUGAAGCCUCAGGACCGAGCCAGAGCACAACCACAUCUGCAGGAGGUCACAGACUUUCUAAUGGAGGUGGACCACGAUAUCGAGAAACUGAUUCAGACCACAAACGAUCAAGACGACGAUUUCUCGGCUAACUCCGGGAAACAGCAGAGGUUUGGUUUCAGAGGGCGGCGCCUGACCGGACCCGGUGCAGACUGGAGCAUCCAGUGGUGGAACGCCGUGGUUGCCAUGCUCCUGAUAGGCAUCGUCCUGCCAUUAUUUUAUGUCAUUUAUUUCAAGACAAAAGAUAAUGGAGCGGUUAAUGAUGGGGGUGCUUCAGAGCUAUCCACCGCCUCUUCUAACUCCUCGGGGACAGGCCUCGACACGAGAGGACCGGAGCAUUUUCAAGAACCAGGAUAGUGCGGAAACAGGAAUCAUUUUUAAGACUGUUCUGUUUGAUGGCUGGAUGGAAGUAGGUGACAAUCAAGAUUAAGCAAAAUUUCAACAUUUUAAAUGUGCAAUACCCCCAUGUGUCAGCGAAUUUCCCCUUUUAUUUUGUACUUUAACAACUAAUGUUUGAGGCAGAUACUUCAAUGAUUGUCCUGAAGUGAAAUUGCUGCACUGUCCUCGUUUUUUUUUUGACAAUUUAGGACACUAACAUUUCCCUGAAAUCUGUGAUCCUUUGGUUUAAGAAACAGUUGUGUGUUGGGAUCACAGUUCCCCCUUCCUUCCCAAAUUUGAGAUAUUAUUAAAUGGUUGUGUCUUGAAGUUCCUCACAUGACACAAGCUGAGUAGUAGAUGAAAAAAAUAAAUGUAUUUGUGUGUGUGUGCCUGUUGCCAGUAUCGACACAUCAACAAGUGUCAAUAUCAGUGUCGUAUAUCGACGCAAUCUUGAUAUCUGUCCCAAUACAGUAAUAUAUAUUUUUAACUUUUGCCUGAAAAUGGGAGAAAAGCCUGUGAUGUUUAACUAUUUGACAUGGGUUUGAGCAUUAAUGUUGUGUCUUGUUUGAUUUAACUUAUUUGUGUGGCUGUGUUGACUGUUUAGUUAUGGCCGUGCACCUCGUGCCUUCUCUCUGGGUGUGAAUACAGUGUCAAAUGUGUACAUUGUGUUUCCUCUAAGAAUUUGGUGCAAUUCUUUAUCCUGUUAGAUUGUAUGUGCUCAUUUGACACCUUGUGAUCUUUAAUAUUUAAGGUGUUGCAUUCUGAAAGUUCCCUGAAUGUGAGUAUAUAUAUAUAUAUAUAUAUAUA
This is a messenger RNA of Anarrhichthys ocellatus (wolf-eel), 1735 nucleotides long. It is a transcript of the gene lysmd4, whose product is annotated as LysM, putative peptidoglycan-binding, domain containing 4. The transcript is spliced from 3 exons. The record is from RefSeq and is a predicted model, not a curated record. The coding region runs from base 89 to 907 and encodes 272 amino acids. Lineage: Eukaryota; Metazoa; Chordata; Actinopteri; Perciformes; Anarhichadidae.